Bathycoccus prasinos is the source of this 5094-nucleotide messenger RNA. RefSeq lists its product with no specific name. NCBI's taxonomy places the organism in Eukaryota, Viridiplantae, Chlorophyta, Mamiellophyceae, Mamiellales, Bathycoccaceae. Gene Ontology annotation, biological process: RNA export from nucleus. The transcript has a single exon. Gene Ontology annotation, molecular function: structural constituent of nuclear pore; protein binding. Bases 1 to 5094 code for a protein of 1697 amino acids. The record is from RefSeq and is a predicted model, not a curated record.
AUGAAACAAACGGAAGAAAAUGAAUCCGUCGUCGGCCCGUUCGUGUUUUCCAACUGCGGCGCGGUGUCCGUGCACAGAUUCAGAGAAGAAGAGGAAAGCUUCGCGAGAGGCAACGAAAGACAAACGAGCGUAUCCGUGAGAUACGGAACGAUUGUACACGUGGACGAUGAGAAUAAGUUAAGAGCGUUUGAUGUGGACGAGGUUGGGAAGGAAGUGAUGGGACUGAAAGGGAGGAAAGAGAGCGAAGCGAUACUUUUUUCAUCCUCGACGUCGGACGAGAAGAAGAAUGAGAAUACUAAAGGUGUCGUAAAAGGAAACGUGAAAAUAGUGAGCGUGAAACCGAGGAGCGAAGAUGUCGUCGCGGUCGUUGUCAGCGAUGGAGACGAUGACGUCUUGGAGUUUUACGACGUCGUCGGUAAAGGCGCGCUGAAGAGACGAGAGGAAGGUACUUUUACGAAGACGAAAAAGGUAAAACAGUUCGUUUGGGAGGAGAAAGAGGAUGGUAUGAGCUAUGUUGUUGUCACUGAAGGUGGAACGUUGAUUCGGAACGGGACGGAAGAGGUGGCAGGUGGAGGCGUUGAGUGCGCGGCGUGUCAUCCAAAGACGAACGCGUUGGCGUACGCAAACGCAAAGGGCUCGGUAUUCGUCGGGGAAGACGUUGUGAAUUUGAACGACGUAAAGCGAAUCGAAUCGAUUGCGUUUCCAAACGAAAACAGCGACGAUUUGGUUUUAGUUUCUAUAUUAAACGGAGAAGAUGAGUGCAGAUUGCUUGCGUUGAGGAAGAAGGACGGCCAGUGGACGGCGAGCAAAUUAGGCGGAGGGUUCGAUAUCGAUCCCACGCAGGACGCGGCGACUGGGAAUCCUUUGCACGUCGUCCCAAUUAAUGGUUGGGAUGUCGCUUUGUGUGCGCACGCGCGCGCGUGGGAUAACCAAGUGCUUCUCGUGUCCACGUCCGCAUCAGAACCGUGUCGCGUUUUAGAAAUCGACGACGAUAGGUGCUUUUGCACGAUCCCUUUAGCUUUCGACGACGAGAAUAAUUUUGUUUCUGGCGUCGCGGUGGAUUACGGCGCCUCGUGCGGGGCCAUGUUGAACCCAUCCGACGGCGGUGCUGGUGACUUACCCCUAGGACCGACAGUUAUCCUUUCCACGUCGGAUGGACGCAUCGCAUGCUUUCGAUUGGCGUGUUUGACAGAUCCGCCCGGGUAUAGGAUUGAAAAGACUCCCAGAGAAGAGCCGGUAAAAAUACAAACGUUGGCGGCACCGCAAAAAAAAGAAGAUGAAGAAAAAGUAGAAGCUCCAGCGCCGGUUAAAAAUUUGUGGGGUGCGGAUUUCUUGGCGAAAAACAAAGCACAUCAGGCGAAAGUUCAAGAAGCUAUCGAAGAGGAGGAGAAACCGAAAUCGGCGUUUAGCUUUGUUCCACCCGCAACGGGGGAUAAACCUGCAUUUAGCUUUGGUCCACCCGCGACAGGGGAGAAACCUGCGUUUAGUUUUGGCGUUCCUUCGACGCCGGCGGCAGACUUGAAAAAGGAAAACGAAGAAAAAGAAAAAGAAAGAGACAACGUCCCGCCGCCAACUCCAGUACCAGAUCCGACGCCACCUAGAGCAGCGCCGCCAUCAAGAACAACACCUACGUCCGCAGUUCCUUCUUCUCCGUCCGCUCCUACCUCGUUCGAAGCGCUCGCGGAUGAUCCUACGAAACUCUUGGAGCAACUCUCGCUUGGUAAAAUCUCAGACGUAGCUGCGGCGCGCGAAAAGUUAAAACAACUGUUUUUGAAGGAGCACGAAAUCGAAACUACGCCAAAGCAGAAAAUUUCUGCAACAAGUAGCGGAGAGGCGAGUACUGCUUCACCAGUUCCAGUGAUGCGGUCUAUAGAUGUAACAAAAAUCGCCGACGAUUCGAAGGCGUUAGCGCCGAUGGACCCGAAGGCUUCGCCAUUACCUUCUUGGGGUAAAAAGUUGGAAGGUGUUCCAAAGACCUCAGCCGCUUCAGGUGUGAGUACGUCAAAAGAUAUUGCAAAUGCUCUCAAACUUAUUGCGAAUGAUUUCGAAAACGCGAAACUUGAGUGCGACGCUAUGUUAUCGGACUGUAACGACGCGUGCGAUGCGAUUCAAAAUGAAAAUUCUGCAUUCGCUGCGAGCGCGAAAUUUUCAAAAAAACACUUUGAUAUUUCUACGCAAGCCAGAGAUUCAGCUCGAGAUGAAAUCCAGGAGACGAAACGCGUCGCGAGGCUACAAAACGAAGCCAUUGGUGAACUUUGGUCGCGCGACCGCCAGAACGAAACCAUGCGAUGUGAACUCGAAAGUCUCAUCGAGGCUGCACAAGAAAAUCUGGAGAAGAACCAAAAUCAAAAUCCCGACGACGAAGAUUUGACUGAAAUCGUCGAUUUAGAUAUGGAACUCCCAACAGGUUUGCGAAAGUUGAAAGCUCAGCUGCGGCGAGAAAUGGAUGUCAUCGCGCAAGGAGCGGCUGAUUUCGAAGUGCGUACAAAUCUCGCCGAACGCGAGAAGAAGCGGCUCGAUCGCAUCAAGAAGGCAGCCGGGAGCAGCAGUUCAAAUUCAGUCUUGACGAUGAAUCAGAGUCGCUCGCAAGAAACCACGAGAGCGUUGAAGGCAGCAAUCGAAACGCAGAAAGAAGUCAUCGAAGAUCAGAAUGAACGUUUGGAAACAACUAUUGCGGAUCUCCGCGAGUUUGGGUACGACGCUGACGUGCGCGUCGGGAAGGAUGGGAGAGUUGAAGUGAAUGCGAUUGAAACUCCCGGUAAGCAACGCUUAGCGGCGUUAUCGUCUGAUGUGAUGUUUAGCACGCCUGGAACGGCCUCGAGAGGUAGAGGUGACGAUAAUCUCGGAGUGGACGUGCCGACGACUUCGCACAAGGAAGCUAUGGAUCGCGCGAUCAAAACGCUCGUCAAGCAACCUCGAGUCGUAGUCUCUGAAAUGAAGCGAGACGUUUUGAAGCAACCGCUUCGCCGCAUAGAACCGCGAAUGCCUCCGAAGCGCAUCGAGAGAACAGUUUCUGCGCCGCCUGUAGUAUCUGCUUCUGCUUUUGCUCCUGUUUCUGCCGCGAAGAAAGUGGAGGUUCCUCCACCGCCAGGGGCGGCGGCGCCGGCUAAGGCACCACUCUUCCCGGCGUUCUCAGCACCUGUUGCAGCGGCACCGUCGAAACCGAAAGAAGCGCCGAAGAAAAUGGAAGUUCCUCCGCCACCGUCGUUGACUGCACCUUCCUUGGCACCCAAAAAAAUGACGAACGAGGAAGAGGCAGCGUCGAAGAAACCUUUGUUCCCGAGUCUUUCGGCGUCGUCGGCCCCAGCUGCUCCUGAAGCAGCGACGGCAUCUAGCACCGCAUCCUCUGUGACUCCAGCGAAACCAGUGGUGAACUUAUGGAGCGCAGACUUCAUGGCUAAAAAUAAAGCAGACCGAGCGAAAAUUCAAGAAGCCAUUGAAGAGGAGGAGAAGCCAAAACCUGCAUUCAGCUUUGCGCCAUUGUCGACGAGUAGUGGUGGCGACAGUAAGCCGGCCUUUAGUUUCGGCAUCGCUAAAAACCAACCCGAGAAGAAGAAAGAAGGAGAAGAAGAGGAGAAGAAGGAAGAAAGUGCUGAUGAUACUACUACUUUUCCUGCUCCUCCCGUUGCUUCUGCUCCUGUAACGCUGGCAUCCUUGGCGCCGGCGCCGGCGGUGAAACCGCUCGGCUUUGGAACUUCUUCAAUUGCAACGAGCGUCCCGAAAUCCAAAGCAUUCGGAUCUGUCGAAGAGUUAAAACUGGAUGAUAGUAAGGAAGGAGAGAAGGAAGAGGACAUUCAGUCUUCACCGCCACCGUUACAACGCGCCGCGGCGAGUGCGAGCUCUGAGAAGACUGUGUUCAGCUUUGGAUCGCUCGCGACGGCGGCGCCAGCAAAGAGGAAAGAAGAGGGUGAAACGUCCGCUCUAUUUUCAGCGCCUCCAGAAACCCCGAAAUUGGCACCUCCGUUGGUGCUUGCUAAGGAAAAGGAAGCUGCUGAAGCUCCGGUGACAGACGUCGCGUCGAGCUUUGGCAGUUUCGGAGGUUUAGGUUCGACGACAUCAACGUCUGCAGUAGGUGGAAUUUUUGGUAAGUCUGCGGUGCCUACGUCUACUACUACCGUGGCCGGUGCACCAACGGUGGCACCUGCGUUCGGAAAGCCCGCCGCUUCGGUGGCUGGUGUACCGGGUACGGGUACUUUUUCAUCGUUUGGUAGUGUGAAUCCGCCUGCGUCUACAGGAGCCGUUGCUACGAGCACUGGUUUUGGAUCUAGCGGUGGUGGUGGUGGUGCAGCCGCGCUCACUGGCACGCCUGGUUUUGGCCAAGCCGCAACGAUUGGUGGAGGCGGAAGCGCAGCUUUUGGCACGCCCACUUCAACAUCUUCUUUUGGUCAACCUUCAACGAGUGGAGGCGCGGCAGCAUUGACGGGAACUCCAUCGUUCGGCCAAGCGGCAAAGAUUGGAGGUGGUACGCCUGCGUUCGGCUCUUCAACACCGCAGAGUACUUUCGGCCAAGCGGCAGCGACUACUGUUGCCGCCGCUACUGCCCCGUCGACGCCUGCUCCGACGUCUGGUUUCGCUGCUUUUGCAAAUAAACCGACUGGAUUUGGUGCCGCCGCGGCGGCUUCCGGCGGAGGUGGUUUUGGCGCGCUGGCGAGUCAAAGUGGUGGUGGAGGUGGUUUUGCGCAAGCCGCGCAACAAGCGUCUUCUAGUCCGUUUGCGCAACAAGCGCAACAGCAAGGCGGUGCUUUCGGGCAAGCGUCUAGUUUUGGCAAUCAGCAGCAGCAACAACCACAAAGUUCUGGGAGUUUCGGGCAAACGAGCGGUUUUGGACAACCUUCUGCUGGUUUUGGACAACAACAAGGUACCGGUUUCGGACAACAACAACAAAGCACUGGAUUCGGGCAACUACAACAACAAAGCACUGGAUUCGGGCAACAACAAGGUGCUGGAUUUGGACAACAACAAAAUACCGGAUUCGGACAGGCUUCUGGUUUCGGGCAAGCUUCUGCUUUCGGACAAGCUUCUGGUUUUGGCAGUCAGCAACAAAAACCUCCCGGACAAACUUCCUCCCCUGCGUUUACUCAAAUGCGACGAUAG